Melampsora larici-populina 98AG31 is the source of this 561-nucleotide messenger RNA. RefSeq lists its product as uncharacterized. The transcript has a single exon. Bases 1 to 561 code for a protein of 186 amino acids. Lineage: Eukaryota; Fungi; Basidiomycota; Pucciniomycetes; Pucciniales; Melampsoraceae. The record is from RefSeq and is a predicted model, not a curated record.
AUGACUUACGAGGAACUCUUAGAAAAAAUCAGAUCAAUUCAAAGCGUACUCGACGAGCAAGAACCCCAAAACGCUGGACAUCCAACCCGACGACUCUUACCUUCUCUUAUGUGCGACAUGUGGAGAGUGGAUCAUUAUUUGAAUUAUCUUGAGGUUCUCGAAAACUGGAGUUUAUCUGAUAUUGAACAUGGUGAACGUGCUAUGCAAGCCAGAAAUAUUACUAUCAGUCACAUCGCCGCGAUUUCUCACCGAUUUCACCUCAACGGUUCUCUUGUUCAACAUUUUCCUGCUCCCGGAUCUCGAAACUGGUACAUGCUUUAUGCUUUUCUACGUCUUAUGACCGAAUCAUCUCGUAUUGUUGAAGAACCUUCCGACCCAUCUCAAGAAGAACACGAUGAAUGUCCUAUCUGUGCAGAAAAUUUUGAAGUAGGAGAGCGUUAUAUUCAAUUACCUUGUUGGCCUGAGCAUUGGAUUCAUGAAACCUGUUUGACUGAAUAUGCUGGACAUACGCCUAAUUUCUCAUGCCCAAAAUGUCGUCGAGUUCCUUACGCUAUUCAGUAG